AAAACAAAAAUUAUACUAUACUUUCAUAUAUUUAUAAUUCAAUUUUUUUUUAUUAAAAAAAAGAAACUUAAAAUUCAAAAUGAAGUGACAUGGAAGACACGAUUACCAUAUGAAUGUGUCGAAUGUUUCAUUCGUGAUCUGAUCAAAGCGUGCUUUGGUUUCACAAAAUCGCAUUGCAUAAGUCUACAAUGAUUAGUACUAUUAUAUUUCCAAAGCCAAAAUCACCCCUCAAUUAGCCCACUUUUACGAUACAGUGUCAGUCUCUCUCUCUCUCUCUCUCUCCUCUCGGGAUGGAUUACGACCUGCUUGGCUAGGACCUCUGAGUUCUAAAUUGAGGUCGAAUUGAUGGAAGCAAUGUGUGAGGAACUCUGUUGAUAAUGCUGUCGAGAAAUCAAGACUAACAUAGAGUGAGUAUCACGAAAGAUCUAAUGUGUUCUUAUUUUGUUAUUUGAUCAUCUAUGAUGCAGGAAGGUUUUUGCAGUUGGAAGUAGGAGCUUUAUCACAACAAGAAGAGUGAAUAGUAGCUCAAACGAGACAACAUUUUUCUUUUAGCUACGUUGCUUGUGUGCCUGGGGAGCUGUGAAUUUUUAUCCUGACGGUAGUGUUUCAGUAAAACAUGGAUCGAUGGAGCGGUGUUUUAAAAAUUCAGCUUCAUCCAAACAGCACUACCUGCUACAGAGUUGCAGCAUCCCUUUGCCUCUCUUCUUCCAGAAACCUUUCUGUGCCGUCUGGAAAUGCAAUAUUCUUUAAUGGAGAUCGAGUGGAAGGGACAGGAAAUCCAGUGAUUGAAAGAUUAUCCGAUCCUCAAAAGAUUGCUGAAAUUCUAGUGUCGAAAUUUGGAGGGUCUAUCAAUGCAUUUGUUGUUGAGGCAUCCAUUUUCGAUGGACCGUUUGCUGUUUAUAAAGAUUUUAUUCCUUCGGUGAAUGAAUAUGGAGAUCCAAAAUCAUAUGAUGCUACAGGGUUCCCGGCUUCUACGACAUUGGUCCAGCUCUUGUCAAAGUUUCUUGCAGAGGCGAAAACAGUCAUUCCCGGAAAACAGAAACAACCAUAUCAAGCGGAAGCUUCUCCAUCCUUUUCGGGCAAACCAGAAAUGGCACUUCUUGGAUUUAGCAAGGGUGGCACAGUACUGAACCAGCUCCUAACUGAGUUCGCCUUCUCGGAAAUUAAGUCGAUGGAAAUCCCAGUUAAAGCAAACAAUAGCACGGUAAAUGAAGGAUUAUCAAUCAACAUAGACGACUGGAUCAUUCCCACGACUAAAGAGGAUCUGUUCAACAGCAUAGCUGAAAUUCAUUACGUCGAUGUUGGGUUAAACACCAAAGGAGCUUAUCUCACGGAUAGUGAUGUGAUAGACAGGAUCUCCGACAACAUAUGUCAAAGACGGUCCGGGAUUAGAUUUCUUUUACAUGGAACGCCUAGACAGUGGUUCGAUGAGAGGCGUGUUUGGAUUAGAAAAGAAAAGGAUGCGCUUCUUCGACUCCUCAAGCGAGCUGCCCAUAAGAAUAUGGGGAAAUUGCGUAUUCGCGAGAGGCUAUACUUUCCGGGUAAGCCUUCUGAUUUGCAGAUGCAUUUUGAAAUUAUUGACAUUAUGGAUGUGAGUUAACUUAAGUGCAUAAUGUUAUGUAAGAUUCCUAAUGUCGGUUAUUAAGGUGUCGAACUUAGGUUCAUUUUAGGUAAAAUCACUGUGCUAAGGAUAGAGAUGAAGUUUGAAGUUUUUGAUAGAUUCUUGUAAGAAGGUUCAUCCUAACUAAUAAAUCGAUUUUUGAUUAGUAAAUAAUAAUAAUCUAUGGAAUUGGAUCAUAA
Molecule: messenger RNA, 1800 nt
Organism: Andrographis paniculata
Lineage: Eukaryota; Viridiplantae; Streptophyta; Magnoliopsida; Lamiales; Acanthaceae
Exons: 5
Coding region: 617-1600 (327 amino acids)
Cellular component (GO): mitochondrion
Source: RefSeq, a predicted model, not a curated record